AUGCGCAGAACUGUCGGAACAAUUCCCAAGACGCUGGAUAUGCAAUUGGAGGAGGGAAAUUACUACGAGGCACUUCAGCUGUAUAAGAGUCUGCAGUCGAGGUAUGAAACUGCUGAAAAGUACAAGGAAUCGGACGAACUGCUCUUUCACGGAAUUGAGAACAUGAACAAACAUAAUCAAGUGGAUUCUUUCCUUUUUGCACUAUCUCUGCGUACGAUCUGGCUGUGCUGUAUUUCAAUUCCUUGA
This is a messenger RNA of Blastocystis hominis, 246 nucleotides long. RefSeq lists its product as hypothetical. The transcript is spliced from 3 exons. The coding region runs from base 1 to 246 and encodes 81 amino acids. The record is from RefSeq and is a predicted model, not a curated record. Gene Ontology annotation, molecular function: protein binding. Lineage: Eukaryota; Bigyra; Opalinata; Blastocystidae.